AUGCUGAAGUCGACGAUCGUGGACUCUCGGGUGCGCCUGGUGCCAUCGAAGAAGCUGCUGGACUUUCUGGACGCCCAGAAAGAGCACUUCCAGCAGGUGCCAGAAAAUGUGGCCAAGGUUAUGAAGCACAAGGGCCUCACACUGCCACUAAGCACCAAGAUUAUCAAGGACAACGAGGUGGUCACCCAACGGCCAAAGAUCGACCAAGCUCUGCUAAAGAAACUAACUGAAAAUAUAACCAACAUACCCGAAAAGCCCGUCAAUGACAAACCGGAUUCCCCAAAGGAGAAGGAUGAUGUUGAAGCAAGUGAUGAGUCACCAGAGCGAUCGAAAUAUGUUCUGUAUUUAAGUGACCUGCACUGGCUCUCCUCCACGCUGAUUGAGCUGCGCAGCCGGGACCAUUGCCAGGUCUUUCUCCACCAGCUGAUCGAGACCUGCGAACUCGUUCUGCCCGAAAACGAGAUGAAGCCUCGCAAUCCCGAGUUGGAAGCCCGCUGUCAGCGCCUUCGCGCGGAGCAGCACAACCGGGAUUACUUGAAGAUGACCAAGAACGUGGAUGCCGGCCUUAAACAUUACCCAGAGGAUACCAUCUCCUAUCAGAUUAAGAGCCUCAACAAGCAGAUCAUUGCCGUGGUGCAGUUUAUCUUCUCAGUGGCCGCUGGCUUUACUUUCGGUUUCUUUGGAGUCAACUUGAUGGUGGGCCCGCUGCCCUUCGGCUUUCGCAUUCUGCUCGGAGUGAUUGUGGCGCUCAUUAUAGCUCUGGCCGAGAUGUACUUCCUGGCCAAGAAGCUACACGAAUACGAUGAGGUCCUGGAUGCACCGAAGCGCAAACCGCAGCCAUCCACGCCGGUGAAGCGCAAGGUGGUCGUCCAACCGCCCGCCGAGGGCAGCCAGGUCCAGACUCUGAAACCCCAUGCUGACUAGACAAUUAAGAACUUCAAUUCGUUCUCAUACACACAUCCUUGUAUUAUUUCGCGUUGCAAUGUUAGGUUAUAUAAAUA
Messenger RNA from Drosophila biarmipes, 1001 nucleotides. RefSeq lists its product as uncharacterized. The record is from RefSeq and is a predicted model, not a curated record. Gene Ontology annotation, cellular component: endomembrane system. Bases 1 to 924 code for a protein of 307 amino acids. The transcript is spliced from 2 exons. Lineage: Eukaryota; Metazoa; Arthropoda; Insecta; Diptera; Drosophilidae. Gene Ontology annotation, biological process: vacuolar proton-transporting V-type ATPase complex assembly.